AUGCCACAAUCAUCAAUGCAGCACCUUCCCUCACCGGCUCUGAGUGUGACAAUACGAAUGACGGCAAAGAGAGCGAUGAGUAUUAUGGUGACGGUUUGCACCGAGAGGCGGAUUAUUUGCGUGUCUUGGUGCUCGAAUCCCAGGAGGGUUUGGCUGCCGUCCCCACAAUUCCCGGCCUUGCGGAACCGUUGGCUUUCGCGCUGUCACCCGCCGUCAUUAGUGCCCCAUGCGUUGAGGCUGAUCCAUUUGCCGUGGAGUUCACGCAGCAGCUCUCGAGUGUUUGUGCUGCUGAUCCCGCGUUGGCCCUUUCGCAUGUAUCUCAGCGUUGCCGGGCGUGUGAUUUGUUGUGCGUUGUCCAGGCCGCUGCCUCCAGUUUUCUUUUGUGCCCAAUAA
Molecule: messenger RNA, 393 nt
Organism: Trypanosoma cruzi
Lineage: Eukaryota; Euglenozoa; Kinetoplastea; Trypanosomatida; Trypanosomatidae
Exons: 1
Coding region: 1-393 (130 amino acids)
Source: RefSeq, a predicted model, not a curated record